AAACUGGUGUAAUUCCGAAAGUUGAAUAGUCGAACGAACAAAGCGAAAGGAAGAGGUUAUCCUAGCAAAAACAAAUCAGUAUUAACCGUAUAGAUCUGAAUCAUGGAAGAAGCGAUGAGCCCAGAGUGUGUUUCUAACACUGAUGUUCCUGAUGCUAAGCCUGUGUCAGAGACAGAUGCCUUCCCAUUCGGAAAAUCAAAACCACAAAGCGGUAAACCAGUUGCCACUACAAUACAGACAGCGACCGAGUUCUUCUCCCACAAGUACAAGAUGGACUAUCCAAACAGGGGUAAAGCUAUCAUCAUCAACAACAAGAAGUUUAACCCUAACACUGGGCUGAACGAGCGGAAUGGCACGGACCAGGACGCCUCCGCUCUCUGCUGCCGUCUGUCCGAGCUCGACUUCGAUGUAGAUCUUUUUCACAACCUGAAAGCAGAGGAAAUCAAAGUUACACUACAGAAAGCCGCCGAAUUGGACCACAGAGACAAUGACUGUUUCACCUGCGCCAUUCUGUCCCAUGGGGAGGAUGGAUUUAUAUGGGGGAUAGACAGAAUGAUCCCCAUUAAUGACCUGAUGGAGCCCUUCAAAGGCAACAAAUGUCUCUCUCUGGCAGGAAAACCCAAAAUCUUCUUUAUCCAGGCUUGCCGUGGAACAAAGUUUGAUGACGGCGUGGAUAUGAAUGUCGCAGAUGCUAAAGGCUUCAUGGACGUAGAGCCUCAGUUUUCUCUCCAGAAGAUCCCGUCAGAGGCUGACUUUCUGAUUGCUUACUCCGUUGUUCCAGGUUACUACUCCUGGAGGAACUCAACCAAUGGCUCCUGGUUCGUCCAGGCGCUGUCUGAGGUCCUGAUGAAGCAUGGCCAGACAGUGGACCUCCUGACCAUGAUGACACGUGUCAAUCAAAUCGUCGCCAACAAGUUCCAGUCUAACACCUCCCACUCCGACAUGAACGAGAAGAAACAGAUCCCAUGUGUCACCUCCAUGCUGACCAAGGAGGUUUACUUCACUAGCAAAUAGAGGGGGCCAGUCCAAGAGAGCGAGGGGCCCAGUCUCCGAUGGGUGAAACGAGCACCUUGUCUCAUGGCUUAAAGGGCACCUGCUCAACUGAUCAUGUGAUACGUGUACUGCCAGAGAGUGAUUGAGAAACACUGUGGUCUCUUGAUAUAAAUGAUUAUCAUGACUGUAAACAUUGGAUAACUCUAAUUCUGUAUCGUAAUGAUGUCAAGCUGUUAUUUCGAGUGUUAUUGUACAAUUAUGUUUGCAAUUUAUUAAUACUAUAAUCAUUAUUUAACAUGUACAUGAAUAGUACAUGUUCAAUGAAUUUGUAUAUUAAGUGUUCCAAAUCCAAAUGCUGCCCUCAAUACUAGCAUUUGUUAUUCUGAUUGGUAAAUGAACAAUUCCUGAGUGUGUGAGUUUGGCCUGUACAUGGAAGAUUUAUUUCACCUGGUAAUUCUUUUUGUUUUUCUUGCCAUGUACCUGUACCAAUGCAUGUACCGAUACUAAUACCAGUCAAAAAGGUUAACUACUUCAUUGAGCACAUCUAGAGACACCACAUCCUCAAUCUAAGCAUAUUUUGUCCUUUAGAGAGAAACAAAUUCAUGCAUGUUCCAUUAAAAGUACCGGCACUGGUAUUUGUGACAUCACUGUGAACCAUAACUGUUAUGUAAUU
Messenger RNA from Magallana angulata, 1666 nucleotides. Its product is annotated as caspase-7-like. The transcript is spliced from 6 exons. The record is from RefSeq and is a predicted model, not a curated record. Gene Ontology annotation, cellular component: cytoplasm. Lineage: Eukaryota; Metazoa; Mollusca; Bivalvia; Ostreida; Ostreidae. Gene Ontology annotation, biological process: proteolysis; apoptotic process. Bases 103 to 1014 code for a protein of 303 amino acids.